AUGGCCUUCCCAAUAGACCUUUCGAAGUUUAAAAAAUUCAAGCUUGACCCAAACAUUGCCAAACUAGGGUCUGAGCAAAAAACGCAACUCCUUGCCAACAUUCAGUUGUUGCGCGACGCCAUCGUGCUGUUCACCGCCUCUGGAGCAGCUCGCGGUGUCAGUGGUCAUACCGGAGGAGCCUAUGAUACUGUACCCGAAGUAUGCAUCCUGCUUGCCCUUUUUGAGGGCAGCCCAGAGAAAUACGUGCCUAUCAUAUUUGACGAAGCUGGCCAUCGAGUUGCCACACAAUAUAUGCUUGCUGCUCUGGAAGGUCACCUUCCUGCUGAGCAUCUCCUCAAUUACCGCAAAGCAAACUCAAAAUUGCCCGGCCAUCCUGAGCUGGGCCUCACACCGGGAGUGAAAUUCUCAUCUGGUAGAUUAGGGCAUAUGUGGCCGCUGGUCAAUGGUGUAGCUUUCGCGAACCGUGACAAAGCUGUCUUUUGUCUUGGCUCAGAUGGCUCCCAGCAAGAGGGAAACGAUGCGGAAGCAGCAAGACUAGCGGUCGCAAAGAACCUUAAUGUCAAGCUCCUCAUUGACGACAACGACGUCACCAUUGCCGGCCACCCGUCAGAAUAUCUCAAGGGCUUUAAAGUGGAAAGUACACUUGCUGGGCAUGGUCUCAAAGUCGUCACCGCCGACGGCGAAGAUAUCGAUGACCUUUGGGAGGCCAUACGGACGGUGGUGUUGCAUAAUGGCCCUGCUGCAGUGGUCUCGAAGCGUGUUAUGGCUCCUGGGAUUGAAGAUAUCCAAGGUCAAAUCAAGGCCCAUGAUGUUAUUCCGGCCAAAUCUGCCGUCAAAUACCUUCAGGCGCGAGGCUACCCCGACUUCACUAGUCUCUACGAGGGCAUGAAAGCGGAGGAUCAUGCCUAUCUUCAUAUUGGUUCCACGAAAGAGCGCGACGCCAAUCGUGUUAAGUUCGGAGAGGCUGUAAACCUCGUUUUGGAUGGCAUGAGCAAAAAGGAGGCACAAGACAAGGUUAUGGUUAUUGAUAGUGACCUUGAGGGCUCGACUGGCUUGAAGGCUAUCCAUGAGAAGCACCCCGAAGUCUUUGUUUCCUCUGGCAUAAUGGAACGAGGCAAUUUCUCCGCCGCCGCCGGCUUCGGCUUCGACCCUGACAAAUUUGGGGUCUUUUCGACCUUUAGCGCAUUCCUCGAGAUGGUCGUUUCUGAGAUGACGAUGGCGAGAUUGAACAAUUGCAAUGUGCUUUGCCAUUUCUCCCAUUCCGGUGUCGAUGAGAUUGCCGAUAACACCUGCCAUUUUGGUAUCAACAACUUUUUCGCGGACAAUGGUCUUUCGGACACCAACACUUCCCUUUACUUCCCUGCCGACCCGCUUCAAAUGGUCGCUGUCGUCCAACGCGUGUUUUUCGAGCGUGGAUUACGAGUCGUAUUUUCAACACGCUCCAAGCUUCCGUUCAUCCUUUCCUCUGACGGGAAAUCACGGUUCUUCGAUCCCAAUAGCGGAUACGAGUUCGUACCCGGCAAAGACGAGAUUAUUGUGGAGGGCAAGGACGGAUAUGUUGUCUCUUUCGGCGACAUGCUUUACCGGUCCUGGGACGCCGUCCUGCGGUGUCGCGAAACCGGCUUGGAUGUCGGGCUGGUCAAUAAACCCACGCUGAAUCUUGUCGAUGAAGAAACGUUGCGCAAGAUUGGGAGUACUGGGUUCGUGUUGGUGGUCGAGUCGCUCAACCAGAAGACUGGGCUUGGCUCUAAAAUGGGCACUUGGCUGCUGGAGAGGCAGUUGAAGCCCAGGUACGGGUAUAUGGGCACCACACGCGAGGGCGCGGGUGGGCUUUGGGAGCAGAUUCCGCAUCAAGGGCUUGACCCACAAGCCAUUGUUCUGAAGAUAAAACAACUUUCGCAGUAG
Mycena indigotica is the source of this 1905-nucleotide messenger RNA. Its product is annotated as Transketolase. Gene Ontology annotation, molecular function: catalytic activity. The transcript is spliced from 11 exons. NCBI's taxonomy places the organism in Eukaryota, Fungi, Basidiomycota, Agaricomycetes, Agaricales, Mycenaceae. The record is from RefSeq and is a predicted model, not a curated record. Bases 1 to 1905 code for a protein of 634 amino acids.